Molecule: messenger RNA, 435 nt
Organism: Aureobasidium uvarum
Lineage: Eukaryota; Fungi; Ascomycota; Dothideomycetes; Dothideales; Saccotheciaceae
Source: the annotation of a GenBank genome assembly
AUGCGUACCUCAAUCAGCAUUGCCGCCUGCGCCAUUGGCCUCGCCUCUCUCGUCCAGUAUUGUCCCGCUCCCCCUCUCGCCGCCAUUAUCGGUGUUACCACUGGCGAGCUUCUCACCGCCGGCACCACCCUUGCAGGCUCCGCCAUCACCGCCGGCGCUGCUGCUGGCUCCAGGCGUGACAUACCCGCUGGUGUCUCCCAGGAGUCCAUCGACCAGUGCGUUUCCUCGCUGGCCGGAGUUCAAGUCAACUUUGUGCCCCAGUCUGAUGGUCUCCUCGUUGAGAACAUGCCUGCCCCUUGCAUGAACCUGGCCACCGUCAUUACAGGUGACUACAAUGCCGGCAACCCCAUCCCUAUGAGCUCCUCCAGCAUCCUGUUCCGUGGUCUCACUCAGGACCAGCUCCAGCAGAUUCAGGACACACUCGAUGGGAACUAA